AUGAGUUUUGAAAAUAAUAUUUUUGUUGCAGUUGGAGCUGGGGCAGGUGGAUGUAAUGGAGUCAAAGGUUCUGAUGGCGACGGCCAAAUUGUAAGGACAUCCCAUGGAAGGAGUAAUGAAAAAUAUUUUGAAAAAGAUUAUAAAAUUCAAGGAUUUCUUCCAAAUCAUGAAGGGGGAGAUGGUUUAUUUGCCAGUUUCAUAUCUCCAGGCGCUGGUGGUGGAGCUGGUUGGUUUGGUGGGGCUGGUGGCUAUGUUUGGAAGCCAGAUAGUUGCCAUGGAAGAGGUGGGACUACUUCUUAUAUUCUGCUAUCCAAUUUAUCAUUACUAAAUGAAAGUUUCGAGUACAUUGAAGAACCUCAGAUAUUUAAUGGAACUGAGACAGAUAAUCAUGAACAUGAAAAAAUAACCAUAGAUACAAUAUACCAAUGUCCAGAAGGAUGUUCUUUGUGCAACUCAUCGAUAAUAUGUUCCAAAUGUUAUGAUGGAUACUAUCUCUAUAACAAUAGUUGCUAUGAGAAUUGUUCGAGUGUAAAUUCUCAUCUUUUUGGUAAAGAUGGUCAAUGUUUUGAGUGUGAUCCUAACUGUGCCACGUGUGUUGGUUCUGCUACCGAAUGUUUAUCAUGUAAUUCAAAAUAUUAUUUAACAUCUGAAAAUGAUUGUCAAAGAUGCCCUGAAGGAUGUGAAGAAUGUAAGUCGAGUUCAAAAUGUAUCAUGUGUACAACUGGUUUUAUACAUAAAGGUGAUAAUUGUUACUGUUCCAAAGGAUAUUAUUCUUCAAAUGAUCGAUGCCAAGAAUGCGAUCCUAUUUGUGAAACGUGUUCUGGUUCAAGAAAUAACUGUACAUCAUGUCGCUUUGGACAAAUUCUGAAAGAAAAUAUGUGUAUUAAUGCAACACAAACAGUCUGUUUAAAUUGUUUUACUGCACGAGAAUCAUUAAUUAAAUCCUUCAGAAAACGAAGAUAA
Messenger RNA from Trichomonas vaginalis G3, 963 nucleotides. Its product is annotated as serine-type endopeptidase protein. The record is from RefSeq and is a predicted model, not a curated record. Lineage: Eukaryota; Parabasalia; Trichomonadida; Trichomonadidae. The transcript has a single exon. Bases 1 to 963 code for a protein of 320 amino acids.